Molecule: messenger RNA, 1426 nt
Organism: Sapajus apella (tufted capuchin)
Lineage: Eukaryota; Metazoa; Chordata; Mammalia; Primates; Cebidae
Gene: RNASEH2A
Product: ribonuclease H2 subunit A
Exons: 10
Coding region: 481-1251 (256 amino acids)
Biological process (GO): mismatch repair; DNA replication, removal of RNA primer
Cellular component (GO): ribonuclease H2 complex
Molecular function (GO): RNA-DNA hybrid ribonuclease activity; RNA binding
Source: RefSeq, a predicted model, not a curated record
GGCAUGAGCUACCGCGCCCGGCUGUCCCAAGGAUGUUUUAGCACACUCACAACUGGCCAGGCUGGCACAGCUUGGAAGCGUCAGGCUGUAGUUUUUCUGGACCACUUACCCCAUGUAUGAGCUUGGAAGAAGUCGAGGACUCGAUCCUUGGCCCGUGGGGAAAUUGGCGGUGUCUCUGCGACCAGGGCAAGCAGGAGCGCAGCCGCGAGGUGCUAGGCACAACGUCCGGCCCGGUUUUCAUGAACCCAGAGAACCUGAUCCAGAUACGGCCCUGCCGGCAACGGGAUUGUCCAUCCUGCAAACCCUUCGACUGCGACUGGAGGCUCUGAGCCCAGGCGGGGCCCCAGAGACCGUGAAGCAGAGCUUGCAAAGCGACCCAGUCCAACGAAUUCACCACACUUAAAGCUCUCGGCUAUAACCCUUCAGGACUACAAUUCCCAGGGGGGCGCGCAGCAGCGACGUCGGCGACGGCUGCGCCCCAUGGUCUACGCAAUCUGUUAUUGUCCCCUGUCCCGCCUGGCAGAUCUGGAGGCCCUGAAAGUGGCAGACUCAAAGACCCUAUCGGAGAGCGAGCGGGAAAGGCUUUUUGCGAAAAUGCAGGAGGACGGGGACUUUGUGGGCUGGGCACUGGACGUGCUGUCUCCAAACCUCAUCUCUACCAGCAUGCUUGGGCGGGUCAAAUACAAUCUGAACUCCCUGUCCCAUGAUACAGCCACUGGGCUUAUACAGUAUGCAUUGGACCAGGGCGUGAACGUCACUCAGGUAUUUGUGGACACCGUAGGCAUGCCAGAGACAUACCAGAAGCGGCUGCAGCAAAGUUUUCCCGGGAUUGAGGUGACAGUCAAGGCCAAAGCAGAUGCCCUCUACCCUGUGGUCAGUGCUGCCAGCAUCUGUGCCAAGGUGGCCCGGGACCAGGCCGUGAAGAACUGGCAGUUCGUGGAAAAACUGCAGGACCUGGAUACUGAUUAUGGCUCAGGCUACCCCAAUGAUCCCAAGACAAAAGUGUGGUUGAAGGAGCACGUGGAGCCUGUGUUCGGCUUCCCCCAGUUUGUCCGGUUCAGCUGGCGCACGGCCCAGACCAUCCUGGAGAAAGAGGCAAAAGAUGUUAUAUGGGAGGACUCGGCACCAGAGGAUCAGGAGGGACUUGGGAAGAUCACAUCCUACUUCCUUAAUGAAGGGUCCCGAACCUGUCCCCGUGCUUCCCACCGGUAUUUCCUGGAGCGUGGCCUGGAGUCAGCAACCAGCCUCUAGCAGCUGCCUCUCCUUGCUCUACCUGUCUCCCUGACCCAGACAUUAAAGUUGUUAAAGGAAAACCACACAUAGGAGAUGUACUUUUGGGGCAGAGCGAGGUGGCAGUGUGCUCUGCAGCUGGGUCCAGCUGCUGCGUUUUGGAACCUAAUUAGAAUGAGUGUUGGUUGAUUGAUUU